UCAUAACAGCUGAAGACUAACAGUAGGGAAGAGCAAAAUACAACACUGAUAUUACAUAAUGGGCUGGGUGUUAGGAAUAAAAUAAUAAAAGAGAACACUAUGGGAAGUUCAAUACUAAGACUUCUUCAUCCAUAUUUAGAAGAUGAAAGGCUUUCCAAAAUCUAUGCAGAUAGUACUGUCAUGACCUUGCCUGCUUUUGAUGUGCCUUAUUUUAAAUAUAUCGACGAGGAUUCAGAGGAUGAAUGGAGUAAUCCUUCACAGUCCUCAGCAGAUGAAAAUACGGUCAAAUCUUCACUGUCUAACAGGUACGUGGUGGUGGCUGGAACCCCUGAAAAAAUUCUGGAGCAUCUGCUCAAUGAUAUACACCUGGAGGAAGGUGAAUGCAAAGAGACAGAUAUCUUGCUGGAUGAUUUUCUUCUCACAUACACAGUCUUCAUGACAACCAGUGACUUAUGUCAGGAGUUACUGAGACAAUAUUGUUCCCAGACGCAUACUAAAAAACAAGGAGACUUGAAUAACAGCUUAUACCGAAAGCGUAAAGUUUUGCGUAUUGUGUCACAGUGGGUAUAUCUUUACAAGACUUUAUUACGAGAAGAUGAAAAUACUAAAUUAGUUUUUAAGAACCUUUAUAGGUGUGUGCUGGAUGAUCUUUUUGAGUACCCAAGUCUGGAGAAAGAUUUGAAAGAACUCCAGAGCCUGUUUCGGACACCUCGCAGAUACACCAUUGAUGACUAUUCACCACACAAGAAGAAUCCAACAAAUUUCCAUCAACUCAGUUGCAGAGAAAGAUGGCUACAACCUAGAUCAUAUGAAGCUGAAGAAGUUUUCUGCCGUGUGUACUUGGCAGACCAUUCUUACGUUAGCUUCCGAACCAAAGUGUCGACAUCAGCACAGGAAAUUCUUCACAGGGUGGCUGAGAAGCUCCAGCAGUGUGAAGAAGAUUUGGUUCUGGUGGCAGUCACAUCUUCUGAGGAAAGACAAGUUCUUCAACCUGAUGAUGUGUCAAUUUUUAAAUCUCUGGAUCCCACCACUCGGAUAUUUGUUUGUAGAAAAGAUUCCAACAAUUAUUUGUCUCUUACAGCAGAAAAUGAUGAAACAUCACAGAGAGCCAUCCAAGUGCUUGGAAUGAACACCUGGCAUUUAGCCAACAAACUCACUAACUUUGACUGGGAUUUGUUUAACUGCAUCUGUGAGCAGGAACUGAUUUAUUACACUUUCCAUCGAGGGAACACCACUACCAACCUUGACUUCCUCCUACAGCGGUGUAACGAGGUUCAGCUAUGGGUCACUACUGAAGUCCUCCUCUGCAACCAGUUGUCCAAACGUGUGCAACUUGUAAAAAAGUUCAUUAAGGCUGCUGCUCACUGCAGGGCACUGCGGAACUUUAACUCUUUCUUUGCCAUAAUCAUGGGUCUCAACAGUGCUGCCGUCUGCCGACUAUCUCAAACUUGGGAGAAAGUGCCUGGGAAAUUUAAAAAGCUCUUCUCUGAACUUGAACAUUUAAUGGAUCCGUCUUUGAAUCAUAAAGCCUACAGAGACGCUUUCAAAAAAAUGAAACCACCAAAAAUUCCCUUCAUGCCUUUGCUGCUAAAAGAUAUAACAUUUAUACAUGAAGGAAACAAAACGUUUUUGGAUAAUCUUGUCAACUUUGAAAAACUGCACAUGAUUGCAGAUACCAUCAGACUGCUGAGGCACUGCAGGAGUAACCAGAUCAGUACAGAUGUUACUCAGAAAGACCACCAGGAUGUGAAAGCCUAUGUUCACCACUUGCAUGUUAUUGACAACCAACAGACAUUAUUUCAGCUUUCCCACAGACUUGAGCCAAGAACUUAAUGAUAGCUUCAUCUUUUUGUAAGAUUACCAAUGUUGAAAUAAACUACAAGGAACUGCAGACACAUCAACUGUGGCAAAGCGGCUUGUUGAGAACACUACAUUGAGGGUCCUGUGUGAAACCAUGGACCCAGUCUAUGUCAGCACAAGAGGUGAAAACAAAUUAAAUUACUUUCAGGUGAGAAAGCAACAAAGGCACUUGUGUGAAAUCCAAAAAUCCUGUUUCAUUAUCCAAGAUACUUUGACAGCAGUCAACAAGCUAAGAAAUGAUCAUUUUUAUUUGCUGAAACUAAGGAAAACAAAAAAGGAUUGUAUUAUUUUUAAUCCGGUUUCUCUUACCAAACUAUCAAAACACAGAUGUUUAGACUUAGUUCAUGGCACAAUGGCCAGAAUCAUCCUCUCUGGUUUAACAUAUGGCACAAGUGUGAUAAUAUGGGCCUUGCUGCUGGUGGAUUAAUGUGUACUGACCCUGGCAUUAUUUGCAGAAUGGGGCUUACUUAGGUUUGUUUUGGCAGGAUUUCCACAUGUGCUUAAGAUCUUUCCAUUGGGGAGUGCAGGAAAUGAUGGCCAUCCCAGGAAAUAAAUAAUUGCAGAAACUCAAGGCGGCAUUCAGCUGUGAACAUCAGAAAACAAAUAACCUUGUCCAAUGAUGUAGCUAAAUCUGGUGAUUGCAAUAAUCAUUGGAGCUCAAAACUGCAGAUGCUGGGAAUCUGAAAUAAAGUUUAGAAGCCUGAUUAUAGUUGGCACUCCAUUAAGUUUAAAAGAUUAUGUGAUUUGCCUUGGGUCUUUUUUUGUAACUGCUGGACCUCUCCUAUCUAUUAAGUGUGGGUAUUUCCAGCAAUCAGCAUUGCUAAAGUAAUGGAAACUGCAGCAUAAGGUAAUUUUUAACUUUUUUACCUCAUUUCAUCCCCCAUCUCAGCUCUCUGUCAGCCACUGCUCCUGAUGGUAAUGAGGUCAUAUAAUCAAAUACACAUUUAAAUAUUUUGGGAUUGGCACAUUUUGGAUCGGUGCUACUUAAAAAAACAUUGAGUGAUUAAUAUUUUCUUUCCUUCAGAAUUCAAGGAAAUAAAAAAAACUGCCUCAUGGUGAUAUAAUUGUGUGUACAAUGGUAGGUAGAUUACAGUGGGUGACUAAAUGAGAUCUUGGUCAUUUUUAUGACUGGUGUUAAUAGGACUUCCUUUAAUAUAAAAGGUUAUCAUCUCAUAGUUAGAACAGUACCAAGAGUGUUUACAAAAUUAGAUAAAGCACAAUGUUUAAAGUCUAUGUAAAAAUAAUACCCCUGUUAUUACUCAGUUGUUUUCCUCAUCUUCUUGGACAGUUGCAGACUGAGUGAUCAACUGAACACUCAGAAACCAGCAACAAUAAUUACAAAGACACAGCUGUUUACACAUUUUUUUUUCACUGGGGUUUGGGUAGUUGGGUGCUUUAUUGGUUAGGCAUUGGAGUUUCAGCAGAAAACAGGGGACUCCCAAUAGAAUCAAUGUGUUAGAACAUGCUAGAGAGUGACCUCUCAUAUCAUCAUGAUCUCAAAAUAUCAUUUAUACCUUAACUAGUUCAAAUAACUUGUAGAUAACAAGGUGGUGAAGAGAACAGGACAUCUGGGAUGGAAAUCUAUAUUGGAAAAUACAAUGUUUCCUGACUCAAUGAGAUUUAAGGAUUGAAAACAGAGUGACUGAAAUGGAAUGUGAAUUAAAGUAUAUGAGUUCAAAUCUAAUCAGAUAGAUCUUGCAAAACAGUGAGAGGAAGAGUUAAGGAGAGAAAACAAGCCAUACAGUCAUAGAGCAAUACAGCACGAUACAGGCCCUUCAGCCUAAUGAGUCCAUGCCGACCACAUUGUCCACCCAGCUAGUCCCGAUUUCCUGCAUUUGGUCCAUAUCCCUCCAGGCCCCUCCCCUCUAUGUACCUAUCCAAGUUCUUAUUAAAUGAUACUAUUGUACUUACCUCAACCACUCACUCUGGCAGCUCGUUCCAUGUACUCUCCACCUUCUGCAUCAAAAAAAGUUGCCCUCAAGUCCCUUUUAAAUCUUUUCCCUCUCACCCUAAGUCUAUGCCCCUAGUUUUGGACUCCCCUGGGGAAAAGACUGUUACCGUCCACCUUAUCUAUGGCUCUCAUAAUUUUAAACACUUCUAUAAGGCCACCACUCAUUUUCCUAUGUUCCAAGGAAUAAAGACCUAGCCUGGCCAACCUCUCCCUAUAAUUCAGGUCAUCUAGUCCUGGCAACAACCUCGUAAAUCUUUUCUGCACUCUUUCCAGUUUAAUAACAUCAUCCCUAUGAUAGGGUGACAAAAAACCAUACACAGUACUCCAAAUGUGGCUUCACCAAUGCCUUGUGCAACAGCAACAUAAUGUCCCAACUCCUAUACUCAAUGCCCUGACUGAUGAAGGCCAGCAUGCUAAAUGCCUUUUUCACCAUCCUGUCUACCUGCUUUCAAUGAACUAUGUACUUGUACUCCUGGGUCCCAUUACACUCCCUAGUGCCCUACCAUUCAUAAUACGUCCAAUGCUGGUUUGACUUUCCAAAAUGCAUCACUUCACACUUACCUGUAUUGAAAUCCAUUUCACUCCUCGGCCCACUUCCCUAACUGAUCAAGAUCCCCCUGUAAUCUACGAUAAUCUUUUUCACUAUCAACAACACCUCCUAAUUUUGUGUCAUCUGCAAACUUUCUGAUCAAGCCUUAUGCAUUCACAUACAAAUCAUUUAUAUAAAUAACGAAAACUGACCCCUGCGGCACACAACUAGUCACCAGUCUCCAUUCUGAGAAACAUCCUUCAACCACCACCUUCUGCUUCCUACCUCUGAGCCAAUUUUGAAUCCACCUAAUUAGCUCUACCUGGAUUCCAUGGGACCUAAACUUCCAGACCAGCCUACCCUGUGGGAUCUUGUUGAAGGCCUUGCUCAAGUCCAAAUAGACAAUAUCCACUGCUAUACCCUCAUCUAUCCUUUUGGUUACCUGUAAAAGAACUCUAAAAGAUUUAUCAAACAUAACUUCCCACGCACAAAAGCCAUGCUGACUCCUUCUAAUCAGACUCAGUCUAUCCAAAUGCUAGUAGAUCCUGUCCCUCGGAAUUCCCUCCAGUAACUUCCCCACUACUGAUAUCAGGCUGACUGGCCUGUAGUUCCCUGACUUGCUACAUUUCUUAAAACAACAGAACAAUGUUAGCCACCUUCCAGUCUUCAGGAACUUCACCAGUGGCUAACAAUGAAGCAAAUAUCUCCUCAAGGGCCUCCACAAUAUCUUCUCUUGUCUCCCACAAAUUCUGAGGAUGUACUUGGUCAGGCCCUGGGGAUUUAUCCACCUGAAUGCACUGUAAGGCUGCAAAUACCUCCUCCCUGGUAAUACGAAUUUCCUCCAAAACAUCUCCAUUAGUUUCCCUAAUCUCUUGAGCAACCAUCAUUUUCAGUAAACACCAAGGAGAAAUAUUUGUUAAAAAUCCCACCCAUCUCCUGUGGCUCAAGACAUAGGCAGCCCUGCCAAUCUCUAAGGGGACCUACUCUCUCCCUAGCCACCCUUUUACUCUUAAUAUAUCUAUAGAACCUCUUGGGAUAUUUCCCUAACCUUACCUGCCAGAUCCAUCUCAUACCCUCUCUUUGCCCUCCUGCUUUCCCUCUAAGUAUAUCCUUAAUUUUUUUUCAUCAUCAAGGUAUUCACUCGUCCCCAACCUCCUAAACCUGAUGUAUGCUUCCUUCUUUUUCUUGA
Messenger RNA from Pristis pectinata (smalltooth sawfish), 5529 nucleotides. RefSeq names its product Rap guanine nucleotide exchange factor (GEF) 5a (gene rapgef5a). The transcript is spliced from 16 exons. The record is from RefSeq and is a predicted model, not a curated record. Gene Ontology annotation, molecular function: guanyl-nucleotide exchange factor activity. Gene Ontology annotation, cellular component: plasma membrane. The coding region runs from base 100 to 1833 and encodes 577 amino acids. NCBI's taxonomy places the organism in Eukaryota, Metazoa, Chordata, Chondrichthyes, Rhinopristiformes, Pristidae. Gene Ontology annotation, biological process: positive regulation of GTPase activity; Ras protein signal transduction.